Messenger RNA from Aspergillus niger, 222 nucleotides. RefSeq lists its product as uncharacterized. The record is from RefSeq and is a predicted model, not a curated record. Bases 1 to 222 code for a protein of 73 amino acids. NCBI's taxonomy places the organism in Eukaryota, Fungi, Ascomycota, Eurotiomycetes, Eurotiales, Aspergillaceae. The transcript is spliced from 6 exons.
AUGAUGUCAGGUCAGCUAAAGCCUCCGUACUUCCCGUCUGCCCACGCUGUAUGCAAAAUUACUAGCAGGUCUGUCUAUCUACUUACUUCGCUGCUGGACAGUAAUAGACCUGCUUGUUUAGAAUGGAUGGCUGGUUGUAGUGUGUAUUUAAUUGCUAACUAUUUACUAAUAAUACAAUUGUUUCAUGAAUAUCAAAUUAGUUAUGUAUGUAUGCUGGAGUGA